Molecule: messenger RNA, 1083 nt
Organism: Leptinotarsa decemlineata (Colorado potato beetle)
Lineage: Eukaryota; Metazoa; Arthropoda; Insecta; Coleoptera; Chrysomelidae
Source: RefSeq, a predicted model, not a curated record
AUGACUGAUGCCAUCUCCGAAUCUAAAAAGAAAUGUAGACAGUACAGUGUUUAUUAUUUGAAAUUUGGCUUCAUUCCAUCAUUGCCGGACAAACAAUCGCCUAUGUGCCUUUUAUGCAACAAAGUUUUGGGCAAUGACGCUAUGAAACCAUCUAAACUGCAAGAUCAACUGAGAAGAUGCCAACCUGAUAAAACAGAGAAAUAUUUGAAAUAUUUUCAAACACUCAAAGAUAAAUUUCAGAAGAGACCUACAACACUGGACAGAAUGUUCGCUUCGACGUCACAAAGAAAUGAUGAUGGUUUGCGGGCGUCUUACAAUAUCUCGUUACUUAUAGCAAAAUCCGGAAAACCGCAUACUAUCGGAGAGAAGUUAAUUUUGCCAGCCGUUGAAGAGGUUUUAAAAACUGUUUUACACAAACCUGCAUCUGAUAUCAUUAAAAGAAUUCCCUUAAGCAACAAUACUGUUGAAAGACGUAUUGAUGAAAUGAGUUCUGGUAUUGAAAGCUUCUUAUGUAAUUAUUUGCAAACGACCCAUUUCUCUAUACAACUGGACGAGUCAACUUUACCUGAUAAUGCAGCAUUAUUAUUGGCAUAUGUUCGUUUUAUUAUGAAUCAAGAAAUCUACGAAGAACUGCUCGUAGCAAAAACUUUGAUAACCGACACUGAAGGUGAAUCAAUAUUUCAUGUUUUGAAGGAUUACUUCAUUGAAAAAGCAAUUCCUUUAUCAAAUAUAAUGUCAGUAGCUAUAGAUGGAGCACCUGCCAUGGUUGGACGUUAUCAUGGAUUUAUAAGCUAUUUAACACAAAAUGUGUCAGGGGUGUUAGCAAUACAUUGCCUCAUCCAUCGACAACAUUUAGUUGCUGAAAAUUUGAGUGUUAGAUUGCAUGAUUCACUUCAUUUAGUCAUUGAUGCAGUAAACCGAAUCCGAAGCAACGCGUUGAAUACGCGAUUAUUUGCGAUGCUGUGUGAAGAAAAUGACGAACACUUUCAUCAAUUACUCCUUCACACUGAAGUGCGCUGGCUGUCGAAAGGCUUAUGUUUGACAAGAUUUUUUGCACUUUUUGAGACUAUUUUAAAGACUUAA